Exserohilum turcica Et28A is the source of this 1178-nucleotide messenger RNA. RefSeq lists its product as uncharacterized. The record is from RefSeq and is a predicted model, not a curated record. NCBI's taxonomy places the organism in Eukaryota, Fungi, Ascomycota, Dothideomycetes, Pleosporales, Pleosporaceae. The transcript has 2 exons. The coding region runs from base 1 to 960 and encodes 319 amino acids.
AUGGUCAGAAUUGCAGUAGCCGGCGGCACCGGAAACGUCGCAACCAACCUGCUAAAAUCCGUAAUCGCCUCCAACCAGCACGACAUCACAAUCCUCACACGAUCAGCGCCAUCAAAACCCCAUGCCUCACCCAAAGUCUCUUACCUCCAAGUCGAUUACACAAACCGCGGGGCCCUGACGACCGCUCUCCGCGGCUUCCACACAGUCCUCUCUUUCUUCGUCGUGCACCUCGACGUCGACAACGUCGCGCAGAAGAACCUGAUCCACGCGUCCAUCGCCGCGGGCGUAACGCGGUUCGCGCCCUCGGAAUGGGGCAUCGCCAACGGCAGCGGCGUAGCCAGUUACGACAACAAAGACUACAUCCGGCGGUACCUCGAGGACCUGGACGCCAAGGGCGAGCUCAACGGCAUGCAGUACUGCCUGUUCCAGCCCAGCAUCUUCAUGGACUACUUUGCGCAUCCGUACCCGCUGGAGCGCGACCUAAUUACCUGGCCGUUCUUCAUCGACUUUGAGAACAGACGCGCCAUGGUGCUUGAUGCGGGGGACCAGCCGCUCGUGCUGACGGCCAUCCAAGACGACGCGGAGAUACUGGCGCUCGCGCUCGCCGACACAGCGCGCCCGUGGCCACGUAUCGGCGGCAUCAGGGGGUGCCGCACGAGCAUCAACGAGCUGAUUGCUCUAGGCAAGAAGAUCCGCGGCGGCGAGUGGACAAUCGACCACAUCUCGAGCAAAGACGUCGAGAGCGGCGACGCAAAGUUCCCCUGGGUCCCGCUGUUAACGCAUCCGACUAUCCCCACCGACAUGAUCGAGUCCUUCUCCAAACAGUUCCUAUUCAUGUUUUUCACGGCCAUUGCACGGGGCGCGUGGAACGUUAGCGGCGAGCUCAACGACUUGUUUCCCCACUACAAGUUUAUGAGUGCGGACGAGUACCUUACCAAGGCUUGGGAGGGCAGGCCUUAGAUGCACAGUGGACAUGACGAGUUUCAUCUACUUUAUCAGUUCAUGGCUGAUUUGUAUGUUGCAUGGUUCUGGCACAGUGGUAAUGACGAGACAAUGAGCAUGCAGUGUGUGUGUGAAUGACAAGAGACAUCUUAUUCGAUAUCGGAAAAAAAAAAUAAGUUCCUUUGUCUCUAGGACAAGAAAAAGAACCUAUAUAAAAGAAGAAGAAGAAGAAGAAG